AUGGCGUCUCAAAGUGGUCCAGCUAACCCUAUGGGUUGGUACAUGCUUAUCUUAAUGUUCACUGUCACUCUUCAUUCCUCAAUGGCCUUCGCACUCAACAGUAGUGUUCUCAAGACAUAUCCUCUUCAGUCUGGUGUCAUCAAUGGCACCUCAUACUCUAUUCUCGUCAACGCUGCAAAUGAACCGUUUCAACCGGUCGACACUUUCUUCGCAAAAGUCGCCCAAGUCAACACAACCUCAGGCAAGGGCAUCGAGCAUAACACCUCUGUCGCAUUGUUAGAUUUUUCACACCCUGUCAAUUUCAAAGUCCAAUAUCAUAAUGGUCCCAUCAAAUCAGUUGACAUUCGACCCUAUUCACUUGGUAUUCACGCUCGGGUCGCAAACGAUAUCAUCGAAUUUUCGCUCCCAAAACCGCAGAACAUUCUGAUACAGGUCAACGAUAACUUGUUUGAUACCCUGCAACUCUUUUCAAACUCCAUUGAGACAACCGAUCCGAUCAAUGAUCCUAAUGUGAUAUAUUUCGGACCUGGAGUCAACAACGGCACAGGUAUCCAGAAUGGAGUCUUGUCAGUCCCUUCAGGCAAAACUGUCUACGUGGCUGGAGGUGGUCUGCUUACCGCACAAGUUGCUUUUCAAAAUGUAUCCAAUUCCGCGAUCAUUGGCAGGGGCAUGCUAGGAACCAAAUCGUCCGGUGCCGUUCUGAUCGAAUAUUCAUCAAAUAUCACGGUCAAGGAUGUCAUCAUGCUGAAUCCGAACGGUUAUGCAGUGAUCUCUGGAAGCUCGAAGGAUGUCACUAUAUCCGGUAUCCGCUCAUUCUCUGCCAAGGGUAACGGUGAUGGUAUCGACAUCUUCUGUUCCCAGAACGUUUUGAUCGAAGGAGUCUUCAUGCGCAACUCUGAUGACAAUAUUGCCCUCUACCAACAUCGUUGGAACUACUACGGAGACUCCAAGAACAUCACGGUCCAGGACUCGUCAUUAUGGGCAGAUUAUGCUCACCCGAUCAACAUUGGCACGCACGGAAAUACUCCUAAUCCAGAGACCAUGGAUGGGGUCACGAUUCGAAACAUCGACAUUCUCAAUCACCACGAGCCGCAGCUGUGGUACCAAGGCUGUAUUGCAAUCAAUGCGGGAGACAGCAACCUUAUAGAGAAUGUCUACAUUGACGAUGUCCGAGUUGAGGACUUCCAAACAGGUCAGUUGUUGAAUUUCCAUGUCAUGGACAACACUAAGUACAACACAUCGCCCGGUCGGGGAAUCCGCAACGUCGUGAUCAAGGAUCUUGUUUACAACGGUCAUAAUGCGAAUCCUUCUCUAUUCCUUGGAUAUGAUGAGGAUAGAACCAUCACUAAUGUCACGUUCAUUAAUCUGACUGUCAAUGGUCUGAAAAUUUAUGAUGCGAUGCAGAAACCUACCUGGUACUAUACUGCUGACUUUGUUCCCUUGUCCGCGAAUGAACAUGUACAUAAUUUGACCUUCACAUCGGUAUAA
Molecule: messenger RNA, 1488 nt
Organism: Penicillium subrubescens
Lineage: Eukaryota; Fungi; Ascomycota; Eurotiomycetes; Eurotiales; Aspergillaceae
Exons: 1
Coding region: 1-1488 (495 amino acids)
Biological process (GO): carbohydrate metabolic process
Molecular function (GO): polygalacturonase activity
Source: RefSeq, a predicted model, not a curated record